AUGACAGGCAGGGCCAUGUCUCGGGCCGCGAGUGUGCAUGCUUUUCUCUGUCUUCUCUUGCUCCGCCGCGGGAGCGGGUACGGCGCCUACCAGAACAGCUUCCGGUGCAAUGUUCCCGACGCAUACACCGAUGCCGAGUUGCAGGACCUGACGUCCUUCAAUUGCGCCUUCGUCGACGCGUGGACGUCCGAGGUCGAUGAGGCCAUCGCGGAGGGGCUCCACGAGAUCGUCACGCACAGCGAGGAGCAGCGGGCCGCGUGGAAGGCCCGCAGCGGCAACGCCUCCGAUGCGUGCUGGACCGCCAGAAGCCUGGACGCAAGCGGGGACCACCUGGGCGCCGCCAACCUGUCCAUCAAUGCCUGGGGGUCGAUCGUUCGGCAGGGGGCCACCUGCUGCACGCUGCUCCACCCGCCCUACUGCGUGGACCAGGACUGGUCGGCGUCCACCGUGGCCCUGCUGGCUCCGCUGGCCUUCCUGGCCUUCCUGUUCGCGGGGGUCCUCCUGGCCUCUUGCCGCGCUGCCCCGCAGAAGGAGCCAGCUGGCCUCUCGGAGGGCGCCGGCGCGGGGCGGGGCGCACCCGCACCGGCGGCGAGCGCCUCCCGCAGGCGGGAGCUGCAGGCGCUCCUGGAGUCCGCCUGGCUGGAGGGCCACUGCCUGCGCGCCCUGCCGCACGCGGCCCUGUUCGCGGGCCCCACCGCGAGCCUCUUCGCCGGGCUCACCGACGCCUUCCAGUUCCAGGAGGACAACGCGAAGAACCAGCACGAGCACCUGCUGUCCCUGUGGCGCUCGCAGCUCUCCAUGGUGGCCGACAGGGCCUACGAGGGGGCCGGCGCGGAGGUCGACGAGCAGGGGCUGCUGAGGGAGGCGCUGGGUGACCUGCACGCGGAGCUCCUGGACGGCUUCCUGCGCUGGAGGGAGGCCUUUUACGGCUUCGAGGGCUCGGGCAUGGAGGCGAAGGGUGGCCUGCCGCCGAUGUGCGGGGCCAGCUGGGAGCCCCUGCGUGGGGUCGGCACCGGCGACGCGGACGAGGAGCUCUCGCGGCAGCUGGCAGAGGUCGUCGCUUUCCUGCUGGUCUGGGGCGAGGCUGGGAACCUGCGCUUCAUGCCAGAGGUUGUCUAUUUCAUCACCGACCUCGUGCUGUCGUCGGAGCCCCACGACCUGAGCGAGCUCUAUCAGCUGCAGGGACAGCCCACCGGCGACAGCGGCCUGUUCCUCGCCAGGAUCGUGCGGCCCAUGUACAACUCGAUCUUCGACGAGUGGUACGACAAGGUGGACGUGCACCCUGGAAACCAGAAGGACGUCAAGAAGCUACGCGACGGGUUCGACGCCUACCUGCCUGGGAACGUCGCCAACUACGACGACUGGAACGAGCUCUUCUGCGACCCCGCCAGGCUGGCCGAGGGGUUGCUCCUGCAGGAGAGGGCACCAGGCUCUUCGAGCACCACCACGGCCAGAGGUUCUGCCACCUCGCAAUGGGGUGCCUCGGCGGAUCUCUCUCCAGGCGUGCGCCACGAAGACGCACAACGAGCUCCACUCGCUCUGGGGUGUGUUCGCCGCCACGCACCGCGUCUCCCUGCUGCACAUGCUCCUCUUCGCCGUCAGCCUGUGCGUAGUCAGCGGGGACCCGCAGGGGGUGGCCGAGGGCAAGCACCCCCUGGGCGGCGGCACGGCGGUCGUGCGCUUCGCCGCCGUCGGCCUGCUGGUGCCCCUGCACGCACUGGCCUGGUCGUUCGCACAGUGGCAGGUCACAGGGGAGGCCCUGCGCAACAAGUGGGGCCGGUGCGGCCCGUGCCUGAACUGCCUGGGCGCGGUGAGGACUCGAGGGCGCUCGGCAGCCUCUGCCGGCCGCUGUGCGGCUGCCCCGGCACCGGGGCGCGGUGCCUGCGGGGGCUCGUGCGGCGGCCGCCCCUGCUCGUCUUCCUGGCGCCGCUGGCCACCUUCGCCCUGCUGCGGUGGAGCGACGUCGAGAGCGCGGGCAUCGUGGCGGGGGUUGCCGCACUUCACUACCUGACCUCCGCCUUCGGCCUUGUGCACCUGCUUCUGGUGCCCUCGACCACCUACGACAGGUUCCCCUUUGAGAGCAGGACCCCCGUGCCGCUGUCCAGCCGCGUCGUUCGCUACGGCUUCUGGGGCCCGGUGGCGGAUCCUUUCUGUGAAGUUCGCGCUGGGGCUCAUCAUCGUGAAGGCUAUCAGCGACGCCAUGCAGGAUUUGCAGCUCACCCGCCCAGGCCGCGAGUCCGGACAGGACAUCGGGCAGCUGUACUUCACCGCCCAGUGGGGUGA
Messenger RNA from Prorocentrum cordatum, 2283 nucleotides. The record is from the annotation of a GenBank genome assembly. NCBI's taxonomy places the organism in Eukaryota, Dinophyceae, Prorocentrales, Prorocentraceae.